GGAAUGGCGCUUGAGUCCUUGAGCGUAAUGAUUCGAAUGAUUGCUUCGUGUAGUUUCCGAUUAACGCUUUGAUGUGCAAAUUCUGCAAGGAUAGGUUGACAGGAAAACUGCACAACCUCGAGCCCCAAAAUGCUGCAAAUACAUGCAAAUACCGGUCAAUACUGUUUUGUUGAUCCCAGGUGGUGCCAGCGUUUCUCUUCCCCCUGUAUCUUGCCGGGCAGAGCAUUUCCUGCUCACGGGCGAUGCUGCGAAAGCCCUUCACAAGCGCAGCAGGGCUGCUGCGGUGGCACUCUUUGCGCCCCAUUGCCACCGAGCGCUGCGAGCCAUCGGCUCGGUGGAAGAUAUCGUCUACAACGCUGCGUUGGGCAUCACCGAGGCCAACAAUAAGAUGACCUCGGCUUAUCUCCAUCGAGCCCUCGUUUGGAGGCCUAUGCCCGCGCGCUUUGUUGUACAGCCACGGCUGGUUCCCACUCACUUCGAUGCACCGAGCGCGGGCGGCUCGGGCGGCGGACCAGCGCGCUUGGCCUUGUUCGCGACGCUCGUGAACACACAGGACCACUACAAGGAGCAAAACUUUGUGCUGGAUGCCAUGCGUUUGAAGUGCUCUGCCGAUCGCCUCGGAAGGCAACUGCCCUUCCAUUUGAUUUAUGGUGGUGGCUUGAUGGAGUCCGAGUUGAGUCUGCUGAUGCGAUUUGGAUUCAUCAUUGAGGACUACUCCAAAGAGGUUGACUUCAUCAAGAGCAAAUGUUGCAAGCAGUGUGAUGGACGCCGCGAUGGCUGGGCCACGGUCUUCAAGUUGUUUGCUUGGAAGGCCUUGGCCUAUGAUUUGGUGCUGCAUGUGGAUUUGGAUGUUUGCUUCGCCGGCCGCUCGCCGGCGGCUGCCAUGGAGGAAUUGAAGGAAGCGAACGUGAGCUUCCUCAGUGACCCGAACCCCUCAGGCCCUGGCUGGCAUUCGCAUAUUUUUGCCUUGAAGCCUUCCCUGGAGAAGUUCAAGGAGAUCGUGGACUUCACCAUGGGGCAUCCGACCCCUCGCUUGGUGGUUUUGGGACCAAAGUUGGCGCAGGGUUGGGCCUGCUGUGCCUGCUGGCCCUUGGCUGCCUUGGGUUUGGGCAAGCAGAUGUCCAGGAGAAGCUUCAGCUUUGACGCAACGGGCUGUUUCACCUGCUCACUGGGUGAGUUGCAGGACAUUUGGGGUGAUGAUGAGGAAAUUUGCUUGAUACAAAGCAAGAGACGAGCGAAGGAGGCGAAAGAGAUGAGCUUGGAGGAUGCAAUUCAGAAAGCAGGGGAGUUGGUCAAACAGCUCACCUUCGAUGAGAAGUUCGGCUUGGUCAAGGGAGUUGCCUAUUCAGAUGGAGACUUCAACCCUCCCUUCGGCUUCUUCGUGGGGAAUACAGCGGCCGUGGAGCGCCUCAAGAUCCCGACCUUGAAUCUGCAGGACAAUGGCCAGGGCUACCGCACGACUCAGAAGCCGAUUAUCGGGCAGGUCACGGCCUGGCCGUCGACCUUGGCCGUGGCGGCCACCUGGGACCGCGACCUGGGCUACGAGUGGGGCCAGGCGUUGGGUGAUGAGUUCUUCCCCAAAGGCGGCAAUGUGGUCCUGGGCCCUGGCCUCAACGUCCACCGCGUGGCGCGCAACGGGCGGAACGUGGAGUAUUUGUCCGGAGAGUCGGCUUAUUUGGGUUCAGAGCUGGUGGGAGGCUACAUUAAGGGCGUGCACUCCAAGAAUGUGCUGACUGUCAUGAAGCAUUUCAUUGUCAACAGUCAGGAGACACUCCGGAGCUUCGUGAAUCCAGAGGUCUCUCAGAAAGCACUUUGGGAGGUCUACUAUCCACCCUUCCAGGCCUCCAUCGACGCAGGCUGCCUCUCGGCGAUGUGCGCCUACAACCUGGUGAACGGCAUCCACGCGCGUGCGAAUGGGGACACGAUGCAAAGAGACUUGAAAGAUGUGAUGGGCUUCAAAGGCUGGAUCAUGAGCGACUGGUGGGCCUUGCACUCCUUCGCAGCCGCCGAAGGUUUGGACCAGGAGAUGCCUGGCAACUCUCCAGGAGACCUACCCAUGAAUCAGGUCUAUUUCACCAAGGAGAAUCUUCAGACGCUACCUCAAGAGCGCCUGGACGACAUGGUCACCCGAAUCUUGACCCCUGUCGUGAGAUAUGGGCUGAUGGAACAUCCAGUUUGCAACCCUGCUGAUGGAGGAUGUUUGGAAGAGAUGCUGAAAGUCAACGUGCGAACCGCGGAGCAUCAAGCGUUGGCGCGCCGCAUGGUGGCCGAGUCAGUGAUCCUUCUUAAGAAUGAGGACGAGGUCCUGCCCAUCAGCUCGAACGUGAAGACCAUUGCCGUGCUGGGCUCGGCGUGCCAGCCCGAGGACAACACGGAGGAGAUGCUCAACCAGUGGGAUUUGGGCAACUACUACACGGUGGGCGGCUCCGGACGGGUGAUCCCCAAGGACCCGGUGUCCAUCCUUCAAGGCCUUCAGCAGCUUUCCACGGCCAAGGUGGUUUUCGACCUCUCCGAUGAUUGGAAGGCCUCCGUGGCCCUCGCCCAAACCGCCGAGCUGGCCGUGCUGUGCGGCGCCACCACCUCGGCGGAGGGCCGCGAUCGUCCAAAUCUCAAGGUGGAUCAGGAAGCCUUCGUGGUCAAAGUCGCGCAAGAGUUGAAGAUCCCCACCGUCGUGGUGACUUUGAUUCCAGGCGCCAUCGUGAUGCCCUGGAUCGCCCACGUGGACGCUGCGCUGGCGGCCUUCCUGCCCGGCGAAGCCACGGGCCUGGGCAUCGCCCAGGUGCUGCUGGGCACCACGAACCCAGGUGCCAAGUCACCGGUGACCUUUCCACUGAACGAGUCGGAUGCCAUCGCUCCUUGUGAGCCUCCGGAGGGAGUGAAAUUUGAAACGCCAGAUCAGUCCUUCCCAUGCCCCUACGAUGAGGGGAUUAUGGCAGGAUUUCCCCACUACGAGGACAAGAAGGUGCAAUACCCUUUUGGCCAUGGCUUGUCCUACACCACCUUCAGCUACGACGAUGUCACAGUGGUGGAAACCGCCUCGGAGGGCUGCGACGCCAAAGCUUGCGUCACGGUGCAGAUCACCAACACGGGCCCUGUGGCUGGGGCCGAAGUAGUGCAACUCUACUUGGUGUUUCCUGAGGAUUUGGGCCAACCCAAGAAGGGCCUGCUGCGAGGCUUUCAAAAGGUGAACUUGCCGGCCGGGGCGUCUAAGAAGGUCACCCUGAAGCUUUGGGAGAAGGAUUUAAGCACCUACUCGGAGGAGAAGAAGGGAUGGGUUUAUUCCAAAGGACCAUUCCACUUGCGUAUUGGCUCAUCGAGCCGUGACAUCCGACUCACGCGCUCCUUCUGA
Molecule: messenger RNA, 3349 nt
Organism: Durusdinium trenchii
Lineage: Eukaryota; Dinophyceae; Suessiales; Symbiodiniaceae
Source: the annotation of a GenBank genome assembly